UUUGCUGUUUCUAUUUUUUAACCCUCCAUGUGUGAAGUAGCCUGCAACAGUUUAGGUGCUGGUGUCUGAUGGAUUGUGACAUAUGUUUAAAUCAAAACUGUCAAAUAGAAUCAAGCUUCACCAGGUGUAAAAUGUGGGUAAUUAAAUAGUUUGCAGAUCCUUGGAGGCAUAUUGUCUGUUCAGUGACCGCAGUAUGGAGAGGUCACAGGUCAGGAUCGGCUUCUAAGCAAUGUCCCUGAAGCUGGACGGGACCAAAGACAAUGUUGGGCUACAAUGAGUUAUGCAACAAUGAAUGCACAUAUGUGGGUAUAAACAAAUGCUCUUCAUUGCGGUUCUAUUGAUAAUAGACAUUAAAAUUAAUGUGUUAUAAAGCAGCACCACACUUACACAAGGAUAAUGUAUGUGUGUGAAGGAGAGAGAGAUUUUUCUGCAAGAAAAUGCUUUGAAGCUGCAGAAAAUUCCAGGAGUUUCCUGUUAACGAGCCUGGGGUAUAAUGUGAACCAGGAGCGUAUGUGUCUGUGUAGAGAGAGGAACUUCUCCCGGCUCAGUCUCUCUGCUGGCGAGAGAGGUUAACAUCUCUGAAGUCUUCUCUCUCCAUUUACGUUCCAGAUUCCAGAUUUGAUCCACCUGUUUUUUUCUUCAGGAUACAGAAAUGCUGCAGCCUUCAGUGGAGUUUUGAAUUUGGAUUCAAAGUAUGGAACCUUCUCAGCUGGACAUAUCCUGAGCUUUUUAAAACUCUUAAAUCACUUUUCUAAACGGCUGCCAAAUCCGUGUAGUUUAUUUCAGAUGCAACACUGCUGCCCAAGACGCUGCAGAGGUGAAAACAAAACUAAACACAUGCAUUUCUACUCCAGAUGAGGAUUUAUGAGCUGCUGAGCGGUUCCAGCUGAUCACCAAGCCAGUUAUGUCAGUAAGGAUGCUUCAUUUUUAUACCUCAUACUAUCUGUUUUUCGCUGCUUUGUGGAGCCUCAGCUAUCCGCGUUUGCUCACCGCCUGGCCCGGUUUCGGUGGAAACAAGCCAAAGCAUCAGUUGGACCCUAAUGUGAGGGAUUGGGGAGACUAUUCAGAUCUUCCUCCAGGUAUCGAGCACGGAUUGGGUCUGGAGGAGGAAAGCGAACAUGAGGAAAACAGGGGAGUUGGAGAGACUUCAUCAAGCCUGGCUCCGGAGCUGGAUUUCUUGGCUGACUUUGCAGGUAAAAAGCGGCUGUGGGUGAUAACAGCUCCAUCACACAACGAUCACUAUCUUCGUAUGAUGGAGAAACAGCUAGAAGACAUGGAGCAGAAAGGGCUGAACUGCCAUCUAGCAGAAAGAGACACCUUCAUCAUAACCAUCAUCCAGAACGCUAUGAUGGAAGGUAGACUCCAGAAAACUACCUUUGAGGGGGAUGCCUCAGUAGAGAGCCUGGAUCCCGACACAGUCACCAAACUGCUGCACUACUUGGAGCUCACCAGCCAAGAACAAGGAUUCACCAUGCUGGUUAUAAAGAAGAACUUACGAGUCAGCGAGCACUUCCCUUAUCCGGUCCGUGUCGAGGCAGUUUUGGAGCUUAUUGAUCAGUUCCCCAUGAGGAAGCUGGAGAAGAUGACAAGAAUGGGAUCAAAUUUAAGGUGUAAAACUGUUAAAAAGAAGGUUGUGGUGAAAAGAAAAAAGAUGAAGAAGAAGAUGGUACUGAGUCCACAGAGACAAGGAAAUGUUAUAUCUGUGGUACAAAGGAAACCUCCUGUGGACAAAAAAGCUGCCCUGAAGAGUAAGAUCCAAGACAUAUUGAGCGGUCGGUCGAGGUUUGUUAUCCGUAAGCAGCCUGCGAAGGGAAAGGACUCGAGCAGUGGUGCUGGGGCAACUUCUAAUGUGCAAAGAAAAGAAAAAGUGCCCCCGUCUGUUUCAAGGCACAAUGAGGACGUAAAGAAAGGCAGGUCCCACACUAUUGUGCAAGAAGGAAAGAAAAGAGGGCGAAGCAAUGAAGAUAAAAUAGAGCCGAAUGUAAAGGAUGAUACACAGGAAAAACAGACCUCUAAGAAAAAGGGCAAAGGGAAGAAAGGGAAGAAAGGGAAAGGAAGAGGGAAAAAGUCCAACAGAGAGGCGAGUGAGAAGGAUAAGAUAGCUCUGAAGGAGUUUGUGGACAGUUUGAAAGGGACGAGAAGGUUGAUGCUGAUCGCAACGCCAAACAGAGACGCAACACUCUACAUUCAGCAGACUGACGAGAACGAGAGGCAACACUGUAAGCUCGCUAUGAGGAGGAUCACUGUGGCAACCAUUGUGGGUGAAGGCAGUGACGCCACGCUCACGCUGCAGCACCACCAGCUCGAGUCAGAGCCUCCACUCAGUGAUCAAUCAGAGCAGUUCUCGGAUCCAGGCCUGAUUUCUCUGUUGAGAGCAGAACUCGGCUUGUCGUCCUCCGACCUCUUUUCAAUGACCGUCACUGAUUAUGACAUCAAACCCAACAGAGUCUUUGAGGCUCCUCCAUCAAGCCCAGCUUUGUUUGAGUACAUUGACAACUUUCCCUCAAGGCACUCAGAAAAGGAGAAAGAAAGGAAAAGUCCUCCAGUCUGUUCCAAAGACAAGCAACAGCCCGGAGCUGAGAAUUCACUGCUCAGGUUCAUGUCUAAGAGAAGACUGCUGCUCAUCUCUGCUCCCUCUGAGGACGACUACUCUUUCCAGCAGCAGAUCUCUGCUCUCAGUGGACAAGAGUGUCACCUGGGUAUUCGUCACUUUGCCAUGUUAAAGCUGACUGGGAGUGGAGAAAAAGCAUCAGGAACUGUUGAGCUAUUUCCCCUAAAUGGUCGUAGUCAGAGUGAGGUUGAGCCAUUAACCUGCGACAUGGUCAACAAUCUGAGAGAGCAGCUGAAGAUCAGUACGGACUAUUUCAGCAUGCUGGUUGUGGGGAAGGACAGCGAUGUCAAGGCGUGGUUCCCUUCGCCCAUGUGGUCCCUGGAUAACAUCUACGACCUGGUGGACUCCAUGGAGCUUCGCCUCCAGGAGGAGAAGCUACAGAAGAGACUGGGGAUCAGCUGCCCCGAGGACCGAGGAAGAGGAGGCAGCAACACAGGAGGACACUAUGGAUACGAUGAUGAAAGGGCAGAGGAGACAUACUUGUAUCACAGACCAGAGGAAUAAGAAAUAUCUUCAAAAACUCAUUACUAAGACUCACAAGAAUCAAUGUUUAAAGCCAACAUAGCUAACGAUGAUGCAUCCAUCCGAUACCACAAUAAAAAGCUGGAUCUUUUAUAGUUUUGUAUUGAAAAGUUGAGCAGAAUACAAUGGAAUGGUUGCAUUUUUAAUAAGUCAUAAUAAAAGCAUAUGUGCAUCCUUCAGA
Acanthochromis polyacanthus (spiny chromis) is the source of this 3314-nucleotide messenger RNA. RefSeq names its product coiled-coil domain containing 80 like 2 (gene ccdc80l2). The coding region runs from base 905 to 3115 and encodes 736 amino acids. Lineage: Eukaryota; Metazoa; Chordata; Actinopteri; Pomacentridae. The transcript has 12 exons. The record is from RefSeq and is a predicted model, not a curated record.